ACUCAGCAGAACAGUGGUCAAGCUGACUUCGAAGUGGAGGGUAGUCGCUGUCCGAAGACACCAAGAGUUCGACGGAGUAAGGGCGAAUGGGAAAUGGGGCCAAUUUAUUGGGCUGAAGAAACUGCGACGAGGGCAAACUGUGACGCAACUGUCGCUCCACCCACUCGUUCCCCUCAGUCGUUAAAGCAACAGAGAAGCUUUCGGUCCGUGUCGUGACGAAGUCUGCGCUUCCGUCUUUAUUGCUCCGGACGCAGCGGAAGGGACUGCCAAAAGCAGAUAGUGGACGACGGACAGUUCGGAGGUGGAGUUGGAGGUGGAGGUGGAUGUGGAGAGAUAACAGAGCCAGCCAUUUGUCGAAGCACACUUCAAUUUGGUCUUUCGCGCCACGCAAGUCAACUCCGUAGCUUAACCUUUUACUCUCUUGCAUUCAUGGCGCCCUGCUUUAUCUUCAAUGACAAGCAUCGCAGAGAUUAGGGUUCCUUCCUGUUACGAAAUCAGGUCGUUCAUGUCCUCAGCUGUGUUCGUUGUAAGGCCUUAAAUAAGCCUUAAUUGCCAACAGAGUGAGCGACAGUAGAAGAGAUUGAAGCGUCACUUCGUAUGGACAGUAACUCUUCACUUCUUUCUAUCGAAAUGGCAGCAGUUGAAUCCACUUGAGGCAGUCUGCAAUGUUUCUUAUAUGAUAGUUAAUCGAACUGGGAGACAUGUAAUCAUCAUAAUUCCCAAUCGAGACGCCAGAAGAACAAGUACGAAGGUCCAAAUGGCCAAGUUCUAAUGUAUUUUUUGAGGUCAACCACGAGUCUCGUUGCUGCAGAGAGCAAAAUCUGGUGACAGAUUUGCUUCACGCACAGACCUAACUAGAGAGAGAGAGAGAGAGAGAGAGAGAGAGUAUAGGCAUGAAUAAAUAUGAAGGUGAGACAGUUCCUUUCAACAGUCCUACAUAUAUUUUGCUGAAAACUGCGGUUGCAGUUUUGGUGUCAGAGAAAGACGAGUCGUGAGAAAGAGUAAUCUUUUGCAGAACCCAACUGCUAUAAUUGCUCGAAUCCUCCUCCUCCUCGUUCUUCUUCUUCUUCUUGGCCAAAAGCGUCCCCUUUCCCAAACUCCAAAACCCUCUCCAAUAUCUCGACCUGUCGGCAUUCCCUCUUUCUUCCACCUCCACCUCGCUGCUGCUCUUCUCGGGCCACCAAUGAUGCUGUCCUCCAAAUCCAAAUCCGGUUUAUCUGAAGCUUCUGUUAGCAAAGGCACACCAGCAACUCCUAGGGCUGGUAAAUCCGGAAGGGGUGGAUCUACCAAGGCAGAUCCGUUUUCGCCUUCACCUCAGCAGCCAUCACGCGCUUCCAUCGAUCGAUCACCGAAGUCAGUUGAAUCUAGGCCUACCAUCGAGCACCGUUCGCCUAAGAUCACCACUUCUGAUAAGCAACCACGCUCGGUCAAGGGAUUGGAGUUGCAGACACAGCUGAGUGCGGCUCAGGAGGAUCUGAAGAAGGCAAAAGAGCAGUUGGCAUCUGUUGAGAAGGAGAAGAGCCGAAUUCUUGAGGAAUUAAAAUUAUCAAAGAAAUCUGCCGAUGAGGCGAACGACAAGCUUCAAGAUGCGCUCGUUGCACAGAGGAUAGCAGAAGAAGCUUCAGAGAUCGACAAGUUCCGGGCAGAUGAGUUGGAGCAGGCUGGGAUCGAUGCUGCACAGAAGAAGGAAGACGAAUGGGAGGAGGAGUUUGAAAUUAUUCGGAACCAGCAUGCUUUUGAUGUUGCGGCACUGCUUUCCACAACUCAGGAGCUCCAGAGGGUGAAGCAAGAACUGGCAAUGACCACAGAGGCUAAGAACAGUGCCUUGGGCCAUGCUGACGAUGCGAUGAAGAUUGCUGAGAUCAAUGCAGACAAGGUGGAGCUCUUAUCCAGGGAAGUUAGCCGCCUCAAAGUUUUGCUUGAUUCAGCUGUGGAGGGUAAGAACACUGAAGCUUCAGAGCUAGCUGAGAAGGAAAUGGACUUGAAAGCAAUGUUAAACUUGGCUCAGGAGGACUUUAAGAAGUCAAAUGAGCGAUUGGUUUCUGCUAAAGCAGAGAAGACCCACAUUCUCGAGGAAUUAAAGGAAGCCAAGGGGUUGGCUGAUGAAGCUAGUGAGCGACUCAAGGAGAAUCUUUCCGGUCAAGAAAGAGCUGAGGAGGAUUUGGAAGCUUACAAGAUUCGUGCAAGCAAUUUGGAGCAAGACAACAUCAGAAGUGCUAAGAAGAGAGAAGAAGAGUGGCGGACGAAGCUCGAAAUUGUUGAAAACCAGCAUGCCCUGAAUGUUGCCAAAUUACUUUCGACUACGGAGGAGCUCGAAAAGGUACAACAUGAACUUAGAAUGGCCAUUGAUGCAAAGAACACUGCCCUGAUUCAGGCUAGUGAAGCGAUGAAGAGUGCAGAAAUUAAUGCAGAGAAGCUGGAGCUUCUUUCGGGGGAAACCAGCCAGCUUAAAGCCUUGCUUGACUCCAAGUUGGAGUUAGAUUUGGAGGUCUUUACAUUGAAGAAUGAGCUUGAGAAAGCAAAGGCUGCUGAAGAAAGGUUGGUAGAGAUGGAAGCAACAAUUGAGGGUCUUAGGAUCGAGGUCAUCGAUUCAAAGAAGGCUGAAUCAGAUACUAGCUGUCUAAUAGAGGAGUGGAAGAAGAAGACCGGGCUGUUAGAAGUUCAACUGGAGGAAGCAAAUGAGCUGAGAAAAACCUCCUUGGAGACUCUUGCUUCUGUCAUGAAACAGCUGGAGGAUAACAAUGCUGUCUUGCAGGACAAAGAACGUGAAGUAGCUGCUCUUGGAGCUCAGGUGGAAUCUUUGAGGCUUGAGGUUGCUAAACGCACAACAGAACUCGACGAAUCAAGUCAGCAUCUUGGUGUAGCAGAACAAGAAGCAGCAGAGAUGGGAAAGAUGAUUGCCGUUCUAAAAUCUGAGCUUCAGAUUGCAGAGGAAGCAAAAAUUCAUGCUCUAAAUAAUGAGAAGGCGGCUAUUUUAAAUAUGCAACAGUUGACAGAGGAGAGGAACAAAUUGGAAAAUGAACUGGAUGCUGCUCGGUGCAAACUUGAGAAAGAUCGGAAGGCAAUGGAUGGCUUGGCUUCAGCUUUGCAUGAAGUAUCGACAGAAGUGCGUGAAACACGAGAAAGGUUGUUAACUAAACAAUCUGAGGUUGAGGAUUGCCAUGCUCAGAUAGAGGAGUUGAAGGUGAGUAUCAAGACAAAUCAAAAAAGUUACGAGAUAAUCCAAGAGAAAGCGAAGCAUGAGAUAGUUAGUGUUCAAGAUACUGCCGAAAGACUUGAAAAGGAAAUUGAGAAUUCGAGAUCUGAGCUGGACUCGAAAGUGCUUCAUUUUGUGAAUUCUAUUGAGAGAUCAGAGGAGGAAAUUACUACCAUGAGGGCAGACAUGGAGAAGAUAACUGACUCAUUGAAAGAAGCAGAACUCAGAGUAAGGGCUGCAAGAGAAGAGGAACUCCGAAUGAUGGAUAUGCUUAAGCAUUUGGAGUCUGAGGCAGGUUCCGCAAGCAUAGACGCGGAAGAAGCAAAGGCUGAGAGUUUGCGACUGAAGGAGAUGCUAUUGGACAAGGAGAAUGAGCUGCAAAGUAUAAGUCAGGAGAACAAUGACCUCAGAGUACGAGAAACUGCAGCCUUAGAGAAGGUCAAAGAACUCUCUUUGUUAGUAGCUGAGGCUGCAUCCAAGAAGCCCGAGCAAAAUGGUGAAAUAUCAAGGAAUUCAAAGCAUUCUGACCUAACAGUCUCAGUUGAUUCCUCAGAGGAAAAUACAGGUGAUGUGGGUGGAGCACAGAAAGCAAACUCAGAAGCAGCUUUGGAAAAGCUGGAAGAACAUAGCAGCGAUAAAGUGAUAAUGGAGGACAAGAAGACGAAUAAUGGUGCUCUAGAAGAAGAAGAAGAAGAAGAAACAGAUCUGGAAGGUACAACAUGGGAAAAUUGCAAGACAAUGGACAAGGAUCUGUCAACAGAGAGGGAGCAUGAGACCGAGUCCACAUACGAUGAAUUGGACUUGAAGAUGGAUGUUGUUAGCUUGGAUAUCGCGAAAGGAUUAACACCAGGCAAUAUUGAAAUUGGAGCAACCUCGCCCAAUAAGCAGCGGCAACAACAACAGCAAAAGAAAAAGAAAGCAUUCAUGCAGAGAGUUGGGAGCCUACUGAAAAAAAAGAGCAACAAGUAAAGAAAGAGCUGCUGCUGGAAUUAUUUGUAAUACAAUUUACAUGAUGGAUGAUGGCUUGUGAUGAUGCUUGUAAUGUGUUUACGAUCGUCUUGUCUAAAGAUGUUAUGUUACAGUGCUUGUAUCAGAAAUUGUUUACUUGUUUCUCCAGAGAACCAACUCCUCUCAGUGUCCUUUCAAUAUUGCACUGAUUUAGUUCUCAUGAAGGAGGACCGGUGAAUGAUGAUGUAGAUCGGUGCAUAUGUUAGAAGAAUAUGUACAUGAACAACAUCUAGUAGAUAAGAUUUCUCUAACUAUAUAAGA
This is a messenger RNA of Musa acuminata subsp. malaccensis (wild Malaysian banana), 4465 nucleotides long. RefSeq names its product WEB family protein At4g27595, chloroplastic. Gene Ontology annotation, biological process: reciprocal meiotic recombination. The record is from RefSeq and is a predicted model, not a curated record. Lineage: Eukaryota; Viridiplantae; Streptophyta; Magnoliopsida; Zingiberales; Musaceae.